Loa loa (African eye worm) is the source of this 1908-nucleotide messenger RNA. RefSeq lists its product as hypothetical. The transcript has 8 exons. Gene Ontology annotation, molecular function: protein binding; GTP binding. Gene Ontology annotation, biological process: tRNA methylation; tRNA wobble uridine modification. Gene Ontology annotation, cellular component: cytoplasm. The record is from RefSeq and is a predicted model, not a curated record. Lineage: Eukaryota; Metazoa; Nematoda; Chromadorea; Rhabditida; Onchocercidae. Bases 674 to 1831 code for a protein of 385 amino acids.
GUAAUAUUCAGCCUUUUAUAAUUGAAAAUGCUGGUAAAUUUUAUCCAAUUAUGUUGGUGAUUUUUUACGGUAAGGAUAUACUAAUAAAAGUGGUAGUAGUAUUAAUGGUGAUAGUUAUUUAUCUACCGUUACUGUGUUGCCUUUUAGAAUUAGUUGCUUCGACGAAUAUCGGAUAUCCCUCACAAAUAUAGUAAAUUUGGUUUUUCAUUCCACUCGUUAGCUAUAGGAUUCUGAAAUUUUCUGUGCGUAAGUGACAUUGCUCAAUUCUAGCAGUUUUCGGUUGAAUUAAUCAUUCUGGGUAUUCAAGAAAAAUAUUUCUGUCAGCGAUUUAUUACAACCUCUUUGGUCUGUCAUAUAAGGAAAUGCUUGAGGCAUACGCAGCAUUAAGAUAUCUGAAGCGUUUUUCCACCAUAUUUGCUGUGAGUUCAGGUGCGUUACCUGCUGCCAUAUCAGUUAUCCGAGUUUCCGGUUGGUCCAUUUAAUCUUCUAAAUUUUUUUUCAAUAUUUUAGAGUAUUUAUUUGUGAUACUCUUAUAUAAUCUCACAAAUUUUCUGUUAAAAUAGGAAAAGAAAGUCGGCGAUGCUUAGAGCAGCUCACGGGUCGAAAAAAAAUUCUGCCUAGGCAAUUAUUCUACGCGAAUAUUCGGCGAGAUGGAGAGCUUAUUGAUCGAGGCAUGGCGGUUUUUUUACCAGGUCCGAAAACAUCAACUGGGGAAGAUGUGGCUGAAUUUUAUGUGCACGGUAGUCGAGCAGUUGUUGACUGUUUGUUGCAGGCACUGGGGCAGUUUGAUAACGUGCAACUCGCAAGGGCUGGCGAAUUUACGAAAAGGGCAUUUUUCAAUGGAAAGAUGACAUUGCAGGAAGUACAAUCGCUUGCGUAUCUCUUGGCUGCACAAACGCAGCGUCAGCGACGCUUAGCUUUGCGCAUGAACACUUUAGAUAAAGCGAUAGAAGGCAUAAGAAAGCAGCUUAUUGAAGUACGUGCUUCCGUGGAAGCAUCCAUUGAUUUUGGCGAUGAUGUUUGGUUUCAGUGGGAAGACAUUCGUGUCGUAAUCAGUUUAAUGAUUAGUGAAUUGAGCAAUAUCCAAGAACAGAUGCAUCGAGGAAUGCUGAUUAACGAAGGCUUAAGGAUCGUUAUUUUGGGACAAACAAAUGUUGGAAAAAGCAGCUUAUUCAAUCGUAUGGCGAACCGGGACAUGGCCAUAGUGUCAGAUAUUGGGGGAACAACUCGUGACUCAUUAGAAGCAACAAUUCAACUUUCUUCUAUCCCAGUGACCAUUGUCGAUACUGCAGGAAUUCGUGAAAUUCUUUUAGAUUCUCUUGAAGCUGAGGGCAUUCGGAGAACACUGAGAAGAGCGGCGGAGGCUGAUAUUGCGAUUGUAGUGAUAGACAGUAGUAUGUGCAAGGAUUUCGAAACGGAUGUGCGCUCAGUGCUUUCUUGGUGUCAUCUCAAAAAAGAGACACCUGUUUUUGUUGCUCUGAACAAAUGCGAUAUAUGUAACGUUCCGAAUAAUAUAGUUCUUCCAUGGCCUGCUGUUAACAUAUCAUGCAUUUCCGGUGAAGGAAUCAGUUCAUUGCUAGAAAUUAUUUGUGAGCAUAUCAGUGAGCUCUGUCCAGUAUCCGAUGAUAGCACUCUUGUCAGUAGUCAAGCUCACCGGCUGCUAUUAAAAGAAACCAUUCUUGUCCUUAGAAAGGCAUUGGAAGUCAACGAUGUUGCCGUCGUAGCAGAAUUGUUACGCGACGUGUCGGAUUAUAUCAGCGAGAUGUCAGGUACAAUUGUGAACGAACAAAUUCUUGAUCAGAUAUUUUCCUCAUUUUGUAUUGGAAAAUGAAAAAGUACAUAAUACACCGCGGUUAUGUUAAACUAGCGAUAACUGUUUUGUGUUAUAUGAAUAAAGUUUUUAAACAA